Molecule: messenger RNA, 1002 nt
Organism: Entrophospora candida
Lineage: Eukaryota; Fungi; Glomeromycota; Glomeromycetes; Entrophosporales; Entrophosporaceae
Source: the annotation of a GenBank genome assembly
AUGGGUUUGAUAAGGCAACAACGUUAUGCUGUUGGUAUUUUAACAUUGUUUAGUGUGGUAUUGAUAUGGGUUGGCUCUUCUUUUUUAGUGAAUGUAGGAAAAAAUACAUUAUACGAAACACUUCCUAGAUCAUCAACUGAUUCUACAAACUCUAAUCAUGAUGAUGAUAUAUCAAAAGUUGCAAAAUUAGGAUUUACAUUUUGUAUAAUAUGGUUUGCAGCAAAUUGGUGCACUAAUGCUUCUCUUGCUUAUACAAAUGUUGCCAGUAGUACAAUUUUAUCAUCAAUGUCAUGUUUUUUUACCUUGGUAAUUGGAACACUUUUUGGCAUUGAAAAAUUUUCUUUGAUAAAACUUGUAGCAGUUUGUGUUAGUGUUAUUGGAGUGAUUUUAAUUUCUACUAGAGAUACAGCUGGUUCACCACAAGAUCAACCUAUAAAACCUUUAAUUGGUGACAGUCUUGCUUUAAUCGGGGCAAUUUUCUAUGGGUGUUACACGGUCUUGUUAAAAUUACGUAUUCAGAAUGAAUCACGUGUUGAUAUGCCAUUAUUUUUUGGAUUUGUUGGUUUAUUCAAUGUGAUAUUACUUUGGCCAGGAUUUUUUCUGCUUGAUAUUCUGGAAAUUGAAAAACUUCAACUCCCUCCAAACGGAACAAUUUGGACAAUGGUUAUAAUUAACGCACUGAUAGGUACUUUUUUGUCUGAUUAUCUUUGGCUAUUAUCCAUGCUCAUGACUUCUCCAUUAGUAGUCACAUUGGGAUUAUCACUGGCAAUACCUUUAGCUUUAAUUGGUGACAUAUUUUUUAAAGGUAUUGUUGCGGAUGAAGGUUAUUGGUUAGGUGCAUUGAUGAUUUUAGAAUUUAAAACUAUUCGUUCGGUUGAAAAUGCGCUAAAAAGUGGUACAGGAGCCAUGCUAUUCACUCAACCAGUAAAUGUAAACCGAGUAAAUACAGUGUUGGUCGCCCAAAUGGCUCAGAUGAGGAAAGUCUCCAAUCAUUGGUGGUGA